This is a messenger RNA of Microdochium trichocladiopsis, 2928 nucleotides long. RefSeq lists its product as uncharacterized. The transcript has 8 exons. The record is from RefSeq and is a predicted model, not a curated record. Bases 1 to 2928 code for a protein of 975 amino acids. NCBI's taxonomy places the organism in Eukaryota, Fungi, Ascomycota, Sordariomycetes, Xylariales, Microdochiaceae.
AUGUACUUCAUCCUCUGGCAACUUCCCCCCCUCCUAGCAACACUCCAAGACCUGGUGCUGCUGCAGGUGUGCGGGGACAUAAGAUGGCCAUGGGGUGUUGUUGCUGCGAUGGCUCUCAUGGGUGUAUGCGUCACACUCUUGAGCAUCCUCUCCAUGUGGCUCAAGCCUCUCAUUAGCCUCCCGACGGCUAUCUCCACCCUCCCUGGUCUCCUCCCACUUCUGGUCCAUGCGCUUCUCAUCACCAUCACGGGGAAAAGCCUGCAUCGCAUGCAGAAGCGAAACGUUAUCGUUAAGUGGAUUCUGGCGUACGGAAUAUUCCUAUGUUCAUUGUCUAUCACCUUGAGCGUGCUCAUUUUGACCGAGAAGCUCCCUAUGGAAAAUGGCUUCUUUGCACAGGGCGCUUUACUAGCUAUCGGCUACUACCCUGUCCAUGAUACGGUGAAGUGGCUGCACAUGCUGGAAAUGCGCAGUCGGCGCAUGCACGAGCACUACCAGGCAAAGCACGGUAAAGCCAACGAAGAAACGAAAGCAUGGUUGGGCAUCUUUGAGGGAGCACAGAAGGCAUCAUCGGAUUUCUGGCAAGCUCACUUCAUGGGGAAGAAGUGGGGCCCAUGCCAUAACUACGAGACAUACGAGGAGCACUUCCUGGCAUUCAGAAUGGAAGAAAUGGACCCAUACAAGACGUGCCCUCGGAUCAAGCAGGCCCUCGACAGGUGGCCCGUGUCGCAGCGACUGCCGCUGAUUGCUGCUCCAUUUCUUAAAGCUUCCCCCAACCAAUUUCGGAAUCCCUUGCUCUUACAACUUCCCAAGCGCCCAUUGCCCAAACUAAGACCAGACCGCUCGGCAAUGUCCACCAACCUCGACCAAGAAGUGUCCUUCGUCGCCACCCCAUCGCAACUAGUGGCCUUCAUCGCCGCUUCUCAGGAAGUAGACUGGCAUUCCAACAAGGUCGAGUUUCGCCAAUAUCUGGCUGCCCACCCGAACGAUGAUCUGAAUAAGGCACUCGAAUCGCCGAAUGAUGUGUCGCACAACAGCAGCGAAGACAACCACACUACCCACAACUUGCUACAUGUCGACGAACAGACGCAGUACGAGGAGCGGCAAGCGUCCGACGACGACAAGAACGAUGACAACGGAGCGGUCCCGCCGAAGCAGCUACUUCAGCUCCUCGAUUUCAAGAUACACCUGUUUGUCUCUGAGACAAGCCUGUGGGUGCUGGCAACAUCGCCGCGUGAUGGCCGUGUGUUCAUGUACCCAAUCGACAAACCCUGCAUUCGAACGUCAGUCCUGCGGUAUAUUUGGUUUCACGCAGAUUCGUACGACCCUACCACGGGACUACAGGACUUGUUUAUGCUUGUUGGCAAGCCAAUGGUUGAGGGGCACUUCUACGAGGUUGUUGAUUGUGGCAAAGAAAAGCUCUGCCAGUGUCUCAUCAGGAAGGAUGUGCUACAGCCUUGUGUGAUGGAGAGAAUGUUGAUGGUGUUUCACAGACUUCAGAGUGGAAUUGUUGUUGCUCGUACGGCAAGCUACAUGUCCCCCCUUCAGGAGGACAACCUCAAGCCUGGCGUGGUAGAUUGGGUUGACUUUGUUGACUUCCCGGAAGCGGAUGCGGCGGUAGUCAUCGGAUUAGUCACCAAUGAACGCGUGCCCUGCUGCAGUUCAAAUGUGCCCUCAGGCUUAGCGCAGGACUUGAGCAGCGCACUCAGCAAGCACGCGUUCCUCGCCUCUCAACAGAACGCGCCACCUUCGUCUAGAUGUUCAGGACACAAUCCAGCCAACAUGGGUGCUAGACACAUGCUGCCCCCCUCUGACAAAUCGUCGCCGUUGCCUUCACCUCGAACGCCUUCCAUUCGAUCGUUGUCUCCUGGGCCCCAGCCUUGCCGACCGCUCCUGGUCUCCGCUCAACCAACACUACCCGGUGAAUCUACCGAUCGCCCCGAAACGGCUACAACCACCGAAUCACGUGGACAUGACCCUUCCCGCGGUCAGCCUUUUCAGGCACAUCCAUUGCAGAAAAAGAGAAAACGCAUACCGGACCACAACGAGAUGGGCGGCGCCCACCAAGGGAGAAAGACGAUGGUCAAACUACAGCCGCUUAUACGACUGCUACAGAUUCCCGGGCAGGUCCACGUCCCUAAUGUCGUGAAGUCUCGACAAGCUGCCUGGUUCGAGGACCCGCUGAGCUUCUUCCAGAUUCCUACAUUCAGCGGCAACUUUUCUGGCGACUACCCACUCGCGCUGUCACAAUGUGUACAUGCUGUGCAGGUUGCGCAGGCUAUGCAGGCUGUGCAGGCUAUGCAGGCCGAGCAGGUUGAGCAGGCUAUGCAGGCCGAGACCAUCCUAACACUUAUCUGGAGAGUCUUGCUUGUUUGCAUAUCGCGGCUUAAUGCACAGCUGCGGGAGCUCAACAUCCCGCUUCCCAGUGUCCUACGUGGCAUCAACAAGAACACUUGGAGAGUAUGGUCAUACGGCGGGAAUCGAUAUCACGGAUACACCACGUCCUUCCGCAGUGCCGGCGUUCUCCUCGUCCUUCCCACUGCCAUUCCCCGGACCACCUGGGAGAGCGUUAUUCCUGAACGCAAUUGCCGCGAGCGCGAAGAAAUAAUGAUACUGUUAGAGAGCCAGGGCAUCAAAACCGCCGCAGAGACAUGUGAGGGGGUUGCCAAACGGAUUCUGGGGCACAUGCUCACUCUAGGGACCGACUGGGUCAGCAACCGGGGAAGAACGACACACUCUAGUUUCGAUGCCCUUGGACAGGACAACACGACAGCGGGCCUUGUUGCAGGCCUUGUUCAACAUUCGAGCUCAGCUUACGACAAUUAUCUCCGUCAUCUUGAGGGUCAGCCUUGGGAGAAAACAGCACCCGAUAUAAUCGACUACUACGAUUGGACACCAAUCCUGUUCAAUCCGCCUGCGCCCCAUGUUUAA